Molecule: messenger RNA, 1153 nt
Organism: Vigna angularis (adzuki bean)
Lineage: Eukaryota; Viridiplantae; Streptophyta; Magnoliopsida; Fabales; Fabaceae
Product: lamin-like protein
Exons: 2
Coding region: 336-878 (180 amino acids)
Cellular component (GO): plasma membrane
Molecular function (GO): electron transfer activity
Source: RefSeq, a predicted model, not a curated record
UGCUACAUUGUCCCAACAAUGCACAAAUAACAUUUGUUGAUUCCAAAGGACUCUACUUUACGUUUCAGCUUUCACUGAGGCUGUUCUUCUUCUUAUGCAUCAUUUCAUAACUUUAAAAAGCGUCACUGUCUAUGCUCCACUUUUUACAAUGCUUCAUUCAUCUCAUUUUCUCCACACUAUUUAAUUCACACAUGUAUCACUUAUGUUUCCGAUGAAGAGAACAACCACUAACGAAGAGGUGUGAAGAUUAUAAGGACGUGUCUGUCUGUCUGUCUAUCUAUCUGUUUAUUUAUCUAUUUAUUUAUCUAUUUAUUUGUGUGUGUUGUUUGCUCGACAUGACGAUGUGGAAGAACAUGACGGUGGUGAUGGCCAGUGUAGUGGUGAUGGGGUGGUUGUCAUGGGUGGUGAUGGGAAAUCCAGUGCUUCAUAAGGUGGGAGGCUCCAAAGGUUGGAUCAAUAAUCAUGAUGUCAACUACACUGAAUGGUCUGCCCAAGAACAUGUCUAUGUUGGAGAUUGGCUUUUGUUCACGUUUGACAAAAGAUACUUCAAUGUUCUGGAGGUGAACAAGACAAGCUACGAGAACUGCAUAGACAGAGAUUUCAUAAGCAACGUGACAAGAGGUGGUCGUGAUGUGGUGCAGAUGACAGAGGCAAAGACCUAUUACUACCUCUCAGGUGGAGGCUACUGUUUCCAUGGCAUGAAAGUUGCUGUGCAUGUUCAACAACAUCCUGCAAUGGCACCAGCUCCAUCCAUGCCUGUCUCUGCUUCUCUUUUGCCCUCGCUCACGUCUUCCUGCGUUUCGAUCCUUCUCGUUAAUGUCGUUUAUUAUGUCAACUUCCUUUUCAUGGAUGGUUCGUGUCUGCUGAGCUUUUCUUAGUAUCAUCUGCUGUGCUUUUAAAAUAAUAAAAAAAAAUCAAUCUAUCAGUAUAUUUUAAAGGCACACCAUACAAAACAAUUCAACAGAAAAUUUAAAUAUUCGAUUAUAAGAUUAUUAGGAAGAAGCAUUGAUAUGGUUGUUUGUUGUUGAAAGCUACAAUGGCUUGUGUUGUUGGUUAGAUGUUUAGGUUUUUAGGGUUUGUGGGGGGUGUGAAGGAAAGACCUUGUUCAUCUUCUUUUAUAUAUAUAUUUGCUGAUUUUAUCUUAUCAUUUUCA